AGCUAUUUUGGCUGAUUUUUCGCACUCUUUGAAGCGUUUUGUUUAGCAUUGUCUUGUUCUUUUUAGCAAUACAUUUUUCCGUAUCUAGUGCUACUUUUGUAUUUUAGCUUUGAUCGCACCCCCAACGUGCCUCGAGUUUUGGUAGCCGGCGAUUCGAUGGUGAAGUACUUGCCCCAGUACUUGCCAUUAAAUAGUCGGUUGGCUGUUGAGGUUGCGCCGUUUAGUGGUAUUAGAAUCGAGCAUUUGUUUUCCCAGGUGUCUGAGAGGCUACCCGAUUUUGAUGUUGUCAUCCUGCACGUUGGCACUAAAAAUUCCCAUAUUAGUGCCAGCGUGUACAUCGACAAAUAUCGUCGUCUAGCUGCCCAGAUCUGUGAACGCAAUCCAAUGAUGCAGAUCGCCUUUUCUGCCGUUCUUCCGAGACGGGAGAAUAGGUUCUGCUCAUUGGAAUGGCAGCGUAGUCACGCUGCAGAGAUCGAGGCUUUGAAUGACCGUUACCGAGAGGUGAACUCGCUGCUGCGAGAGUUGUGUCGCAGGGAAGGGUUCACGUUCCUUGACGGGCUGGCUGACGAGUGGCACCAGUGGAUCGGCCGCGACGGCGUCCACCCAAGCCGGAUCGGCAACAAGGUCCUCGCUGGGUUCAUGGGCCAGCGAGUACGGAGCAUCCUGGAGAAGAUGGCCAGGGCCAAGAUCCAGCAGGACCACAAGGAGGCAAUGCCAGGGACCCGCUCGUGGGCGGCUGGACCAUCAAGGGUGCCCUAUUGA
Messenger RNA from Ixodes scapularis (black-legged tick), 762 nucleotides. RefSeq lists its product as uncharacterized. Lineage: Eukaryota; Metazoa; Arthropoda; Arachnida; Ixodida; Ixodidae. The record is from RefSeq and is a predicted model, not a curated record. The transcript is spliced from 2 exons. Bases 157 to 762 code for a protein of 201 amino acids.